Yamadazyma jaroonii is the source of this 753-nucleotide messenger RNA. NCBI's taxonomy places the organism in Eukaryota, Fungi, Ascomycota, Pichiomycetes, Serinales, Debaryomycetaceae. The record is from the annotation of a GenBank genome assembly.
AUGACUUCCAUCCCACCAUCUCCAGAACAUCCACAGGGAGACGAGGAAUUGAAAGAAUUACCUGAAGGACAAUUUGAUAUUGAUUUAAAUCCCGGUAUUUCUAGUGAUGAGGAUGAUGAAAGUAUUGAUAAUAAUAAAUCCGGUGAUAUAUCACAAGCAAAUGAUGAGGCACAUGUAAAUAAUGAAUAUGAAACUGAUAAUUUUGAUGUAGGAGAUGUUCCUACUAUUACAUCAUCAUUUGAUGAAGAAUAUGAUAAUGUUAAGGUAGAAUUGGAUUCUCAUCAACCAAUCUCAUUAUCUCAACAAAGUAAAUUUGUUAAUUAUAUAGAUGAAGAGUUAUUGAAACUUCAGAGGAAAUUCGUUAAGACACAAUCAGGAGAGAUUAGAUUCAAUCUAAACCAAUUGAUCAAUGAAUUAGAUCAAAACUUGAAGUUAAUAUGGAGAUCAAUAUCAAUAGCAUCUCAUAAUAAUAUUGAAUAUUUCAUUAAAAUCUUAAAUGACAUGGAAGAUUAUUUUGAGUUUUAUCCUCAAUUUACUUCAGAUUCAGGAAUAUUCAAGACCAUUCAGUUCAUUGAUGUAAGAAUCGCUUUGUUGCAUGAUAAGAAAUUGUUACAACCAACUCAAUUUGUGAGAAUCUUAUCCAUAAUUUCCAGAUUAAGAAUGAUGGUAAUUUCUAAAAUUUACCGUAAUGAUGACGUUACUAUUGAAAUAGAGAUAUCGAAAAUCUUUGAAGGUAUCUUAGACAGAUCAUAA